GCUCAUGCAGUGACAGGUGCACCACCUCAUCCCCGGCCGCCAGGGCCGCCAGUGAGGGCCAGUAACUGCAUACAUCCAAAUUUGAGAAAGAAGAUUAUUUUUUUAAUUUUCAAUGCAUGAAAAAAGGUCUGCCAUAUUCGAUCAAAUUGAGCCCUAUCAAUUUUUGUUAAAUUUUGUAGCCAUACUAUAUGAGUUACAGUAUUCUGUAUUCCACGUUCAAGGCAUAUCACAAUAAAGAUGAAUAUAUACGGGCGCGCCGUGACGGUCAGCUAGCUAGUCAGCUGAUCAUACCCGAGCACUGCUGCUAUGCAUGCUGCGCUAGCGCUGCUAUAUUCUCGAUCGCUAGCUAGACUAGGCGCGCGCGCUAGUUACAAUCGUGUUGUUGGCAUAAUGGCGGAGGAUGAGGGAGAUACUUGACAAGGUUUGUGCAAUUUUAGGUCCGGUGGCAUACCAUGGACACUAGGCACAAACAGCUCCAUGACCGGGCCAAUGAUUUAUUUUCACGGCAGCAGUACCAGCAGGCUGCAGAGCUUUUCACCCAAGCUCUGCAGCAGCUAGCCACAACUUCCUCAUGGGGGGACAACAGCAACAGCCGCAGCAGCAACACCAAACAGCAGACCCCACAACAGCAGCAACAUCUAACAAGUAGCAGUCCCAGACACAGUAAUAACAGCCACACGCAGCAGAACAACCACAAUUCAACCAACCCUCACCAUCACCCUCGAGAUCUCCACCUCUCCUGCCUCAAUAAACGUGCCACCUGCUUCCUCAAGUUGGAUAAAAAUGAAAAAGCCCUAGAUGACAUCAACAAGUUAUUAUCCAUGUCUCCAACCAGAAGUAGCCUAGGUAAAUUAUUAAUGCGCAAAACCCAAGCCCUCAGCAAGCUACGCAAGACCCAAGAAGCCUACGAAACAGCAAAACAGUGGACCUCCGCAGAACCAAAGAAUGGCCAAGCAUCUAAAGAAGUAAACAGACUUAAGAAAUUACUUGAUGAAAAGACAGAGAACCCAUCAACUAGUAGAAACACAUCAGCAAGAGACAAGAAUGGGACGGAAGCAUCAUUACACCCCUCACAGUCAAGUGGAAGAGGCCAAGGAGCCAGUGGUGGUAGUGCUAGCUCGGCCUCCUCCUCUCAUCACCAGAGGGGUAAACGCAAACCAGCAUCUGAGGGAAAGCAUAAAAAAGAUGCUAGUAAGCAAGAGAAUUCUGAAAACUUCUGUUCCUAUUGUCAAGUGCAAUGUUCAACCCAGGUGGAUAUCCAUCUCCAUAGCAUGAGUGAGAGUCACAGAGCUAUCAUAUCAUCGGAUGAAGGACGGGAUUGGAAGCAUAGACCGCCACCUAGGGGUGCCGUGGGGGAGGAAUAUCUCCUCUGUGCUGAUCGUCUGAAAUGCCGGUUUGGUCAACAAUGUCCAUACGCCCAUAGUGAGGAUGAAUUAGCCGAGUGGAAGGAACGCUACAGGUAUAGACAGAUGAAAUACCAACGAGCGAGGGACAAACAGAUACAUGGAAUGAGUUUUGCAGAGCAACUCUUUGAGAAGUGGAUGAAUUCACCAGCUCCUCUCAAUGUGCUCAGUGAAUCAAUUGAUGAUGUGAAGGUUAGCAUAAAUUCUGAUACCAAUGUCACAGUAUCAAGUAAGAACACGGCACAUUCCUGGAUCUUCACACUGCAUUGUAAGCCUAGCAAACAGCUCCAACGGGUUGCUCUCUUCUUCGACGUCCAUCGACCGCACUUCAGCAUCGCCAGCAUCCUGAUGGGUGACUCCAAGCGUCAGAGCUCCCAGGAUAUUCCGGAGAAUUGUCAGGAGUGGAGCAGCAAGAUGAGCACCAACAACAACAACAUCAACCCUUACAACAGCGCAAAGUCCAAGGAGCGCAUCUACCGGGUCAAGAUCCAGUUCACCUCGCAGAUCUUCGGCACGUUCCGUCAGUCGGUGGUCUUUGACUUUGGCACCGAGCCGGUGCUGAUGAAGAGGAUCUCUGUGGACUCGGUGUCCGCCAUGGACCAGAAGGAGCUAGAGGAGGUGAGGGAAUCCAUGAUGUGUGUGACGGAGCGCUGGGACGGAACCAACAAGACGGUGGUGAACUUCAGUCCGCCUAUCCAGAUGGGGACAGAGGAGGAUAAAGGUCUGCUUUCAUUCUACAUGCCUCCGCACUCGACGGAAGAGCUCUUCAAACGCUCGGUAUUGGAAAAGACAAUCACCAAGAAUAACUACAAGAACAGGAUGCAUGAUCUGCUGUAUAUUGAGGAGACAGCCAGGUUUAGGGAUAUCAGCAAGUUCAACAUCAGGACAACCCUUCAGAUGGCCACCACCUUCAUGCUGGUGCCGUCACGGAACAGCGGUGCCCGUUACGCUCAGGAUGGCCAGCUCUUCGCCCUCAUGCACCUCAACGAUGACCUAUCCGACGAUACUCCAGGUGGCCGACUGAUCCUCAACAGCUGCAGUUCAGUGCUCCUAGCCCCGGUCCAGGAUGGGAAGACAACGGAAAAGGUCUAUGAAGCACCCAUCAUAGAGAAGAGCAAGGACUCUAUCUACAUGACCCUGAGCAAGGAGUGUGUGGAUGAUCUGAAGUUGAAGAACAACUCACAGAUCAAGGUGGAGUUACAAUUCCAGCUCAGUAGAUUACACCUAUGUGAAAUGCACUAUGCAGUAGACAAGGUCCCAGAUAUGAGCCUUCUCUUCCCUGAUGUACGUUCCAAUGCCAAAGUUCCAUGGACCCCAAACAAGCAAUGGAGUGAUAAGAUGGAUAUGCAGAUGAACAGCAAACAGAGAGAAGCCAUCGUUGCCAUGACGACUCCUCUAGUCCAUCAACUUCCUCCAAUCUUCCUUGUUGGUCCCUAUGGCACUGGGAAGACCUACACUCUGGCCCAUGCAACCAGGCUCAUCCUACAACAGCCCAAGACAAGGAUACUUAUCUGCACCCACUCCAACAGUGCGGCAGACCUAUACAUCAGAGACUACUUCCACUCCUUUGUGGAGUCUGGUAACACCGCUGCCAGGCCCCUGAGGAUCUAUUUCAAGGAUCGAUGGGUGCCAACGGUGCACCCUGUGGUGCGCCUCUACUGCUGCAUGUCUGAGGGGGAGGACCGGUUUGUCAUGCCUACCAAGGAACAGGUGGAAAAGCAUCGGGUGGUGGUUGCCACACUCAGUACCUCAAGAUUUCUGACCCACCUGGAGCUAGACCAAGAUUACUUCACUCACAUCCUCCUGGAUGAAGCAGCUCAAGCCAUGGAGUGUGAGACAGUGAUGCCCCUAGCCCUCGCGACCAAAAAUACCAGGAUUGUUCUGGCUGGAGACUACAUGCAGAUCAGCCCGCAAGUGCACAGUGAGUUUGUCUAUGAUCGUAAACUCCACAUCUCAUUGCUGGAGCGUCUCUACGACCACUACCCCGACACCCAUCCCUGCAAGAUCCUUCUGUGUGCCAACUACCGCUCUCAUGAUGCCAUCGUGGACUACACCUCGGAUCUGUUCUAUGACGGGAAGCUCUUGGCUUCUGGGAAGCAGCCUCCGCAUCCUAAGUGGUACCCGCUGACGUUCUUCACAGCCAGGGGUGAGGAUGUCCAGGAAAAGAACAGUAUCUCCUUCUACAACAAUGCAGAGGUGUUUGAACUGUGUGACCGUGUACAAGAGCUUCAGAAGACCUGGCCAGAGGAAUGGGGGACGUGCGAUGAGAACAGCAUUGGUGUGGUAGCUCACUACUCAGAUCAGGUCUUCAGAAUCAGACAUGAGCUACGGAAGAGAAAACUCUUCAGUGUAUCCGUUGAGAGAGUCAUGAACGUCCAAGGCAAGCAGUUCCGAGCCCUAUUCAUCAGUACAGUACGAACACACCACACCUGUAAGCAUAUGGUCAAAGCCCAACCUGCCAAGAAGUCUAAUGCCUCGUCCAAGUCUUCUAAAGACCUUCCUCAGUCUUCGAGUGAAGAUGAACCAGACUAUGGCUUUCUAUCCAAUGACAAACUCCUGAACACUGCUAUCACCAGAGCUCAGUCUCUUGUGGCUGUAGUCGGGGAUCCCGUCUCUGCAUGCUCAAUCGGCAAGUGCAGGAAACUCUGGGAGAAAUUCAUCUCCAUGUGCAAUGACAACAACAGUCUCCAUGGAUGUACGUUCUCCUCCAUCCAGAAUCAGCUCUCCAAUGUGGAGAUGAAGAAGACCUAUGUCCUGAAUCCUUUGGCAAAGGAAUUCAUCCCUCGAGCAAUGCGCAACCAGAUGAUGGGGGUGCCUUUCAUCCAGGGAUCACCCGCCCAAGGUAUAGCGACCAUCAACCACAACCUACAUCGGUCAGUUUUAUCACCAAGUCACACACCAACCCCUCCUGUUCCAGGAAACCAGCCUUUGCCUUUCUUCGGAGGUGUUGGUGCCAUACCAAGUGGAAACAUGGUGAGGCCAGCGAGUCCUGUGCCUUUGAUUGAUCCGUACACUGGACGACGUGUUGUCUAUAUGCCUAUGAUGCAUAUGCCAGUGCCUGUCAGGAUGGUUCCUAAUGCUUAUUACCCAUUCCCUCCCUACCCGUACAUGGAACCUGCCGUGCCUUACCACCCUCAGUUUAUGCAUCAAGGAGGAUUUAUGAUCCCCCAAGGGGUGAAACAUCCGCAUGGGCAACCAGGUUCACCUGCUCACCAGUCAGCUCAAGACAAUUCUCAGGGAUCUGCAUUCAAGGAGGCAUCAGCAUCCUCAUCUUCGAUGCAUCCAGGCACCACCCACAGGAUUGCCCCUGGCUCUCCAGCAAGAGACCCAAGGCCAAUGAGCUUACCCAUUGGACAGUUUGAUUCUAGUAAAAGCCAACAUGAGAGACAGGAAGUAGUGGCUAAGAUAGAGGAGAUGCAGAUCAAUGAGGAAUAUCAAUAUUUGUUGAGGACAAGAGGACAAACCUAUGCAGACAACUUCCUGGCUAAUGUUAAGAGGUCGCAAUCACCAAAGGUUGGUCCUGGAAGACCAACAAGUGACACUGCACCUCAAUCAAAGCUAUCUCAGCCGCAGCAGCAGGGGCAACGAAGCCAAUCUUUGUACACAGACAAGACUGAAGCUAUUGGAGCUAGUGGACAGCAGCUUCCCUUUAGCAGAAAUUCCAACCAUUGGAAUACACCAUCAGAGAGUAACCAAUCUAACAGAGACCCCUGGCCCUCAAGGUUAAAGUCACACAAUCCAAGGGAUACCCUGGACUCGACAGGGAAUCAGCCUAGGAUUUGUGAUUCGGCAAUCAUUGACCAAGGCCCAGCCUUCAGUAAGAAUCAACCAGGGCAUAGGAUGCCAUUCGGUCCCUUGGAGAUGCCACCCAAUGUGUUCGUUGACUCCCAUAUGCCUCCUUACCAUGACCAUGAGGCCAAACACCAGAGGGAUUUCUCAGUGCAACCAAGUGACCUUAGCCCUCGCACUCCUGCCAACUUCAUGGAUGCAAGUCCUGGCCUAAGCCCACUGGAGCUGGCAAUUCAGUUAGGAGAUGCGAAAGGCAGUUUCCUUGGAAAACCACAGGGCAAGUCCUUCUCAUUCAAUGGAACAAGUUCAUUGACUUCUCCAAGAGAUGAUCCCAACCACCUUGCACCACCCAACUCCCAGACAAGCUUUGGACAUCAGCCAAUGCUUGGAAAAGAGCAUACCUUCAGACCAGUCAGCAAGGAUGACAGAUCAACAAGUCCCCUCGGUGCCGCUCCUCCAGUUGGGCACCAGAGAUGGCCACAGUCUUCUAUGAGCAACAACUUCUCAAGCACGCUCUCUCCUCAGCAUCAUCAGCAAGAGUACAACAACUUUCCACAGUCGCGAGGUCUCCAGAACUUCAGUCCUACGACUCCCAGCUUGUCUAGUCAAGAGAGCCUCCCGAGCCCUUCAUCGCCAUAUGGGCAAGGUAGUACCAGUAGUCUCCUUGGCUUGUCCACUAGCCCUACCAACUUCAAGGAUGAUAGUAAGCCAUCAAUGUCUUAUGCCAGUGCUCUUAGAGCACCUCCAAAGCCUAAGGUUCGACCUAAAGAUGAGAGAACAAAAACUGCAUCCCCUGAUCCCUUGUCCCUGAUUAAAGAUCUUGGUAACAGGCACACAAAAGAUGGCUUUUACUCUAUCUUCUAAAGCUUCUAAUGUGACAUGGAUGGCAUUUUUAAUAAGUACACCACUUUCUGUUGUUGGACUCUGUAUUGGUUUCAGUUUGGCAAUUCAUCACAAGAAUCACUAACAGAAGUCUCUUUUUGUGUUAUUUAUUUUGGCAAUCAAACAAUGCAUUAUAUCGCUGUUUCAUUGAUGAUUUCAUUUAAAACAAAAUCAGGAUGCAUAUCAGUGAUGCAUAUAAAAUAUCAUGUAUCUAAUCUAUUGUUUUGAUGAUCAUUUGGAAUAAUGAAGAAUAAAGUUUAGUUUUUAUCAAGAUGCUUCAUAAAUGUAGAAGAAAUGUAUUUAAUGAAUAGUCAUUCCAUACUUCUUGAUUGAUUUUCUAAAUGCCAUUCAAGUCACAUUCACAUUUACAUCUUUGCAUAAAUCUGCAAUAGAACCUAUUCUUGACACUGACCUUGUGGCAUUCCAUACUAUGGGGAUUCCCCCAUCAUUUUGUGCUGGUUCAUUUUCUUCUCCAUGCAUAACGAGUACAUUCUAGUGUACAUACAUUUAUACUACACAUAGUUAAAAAAGCAAAACAAAUCUAGCAUUCCAGUUGCAAUAUUGCAGUUCCAUUGCCCAAGGGUAUUUGUGUAUUAAUAUCUCUUCCCUUAAAAAAAAAGCAAAAAUCAUGCAUGAUAAAAGUAUAUGCUGUGUUUUAACACUGUUUACACAGUACAAAAAGUUGGAGUGAUUUCAAUUGUAUCAUGGUGGAAAUUGUGAUCGAUUUUUUAAAUUUCAUUGGUUUGAUACUUUUUUUUGUGAAGUGUUUAAGCAAUCAGAUUUUAUUUAUGGUUUGGUUUCAGACAUUCAGAGUGUGAUUAAUAUGAGAUGUAGGUUGCUAGGGUGAAUAUAAUGAUCUUAUUCAGUGAGCUGACUGUUUAUAUGAAGCAUACUGGACAAGACUUUAUAGUAGUUAACCUUCUCUCUCUUGAGAAAAACAAACUCUUCAUGAUGAAAUUUGAAAUGAAAAGCUGCCAGAAAAUUAGUGUCAAAGGUUUGUUUUUAUACAGUGUGAGUCAAUUCCUUUUCUGUUACUAGCAAUCAGAAAUCAAUAGCUUUUAUUUUUUUGUAAAGAGAGAUGUCCAAUAUACACAAUAAAUUGAAUUGCCUGCUUGGCUUAUAAUGAGGGAUUCAGCAGAUUUUCUACUGCUUGGCAUGUAAUUUAGUGUCAUAUUUUGUCAUGGUGAAGUCAGUGAUUGUGAAAUUCAAAGUGAUAGUGAUGUAGGUAUAUGUCCCUUUUUGGCCAUUCUAGAAUGCAGUGUUUAGGUAUGGAUGGUUAUUGCCUAUUCCAGUCAUGGAUUGUUAGUCAUUUUUUUGCUUCAAGUGAAAUUAAUAUUUUAAUCUGCUGCUAAAUCAUGCUUGAUUUGAUAUGUUGUGAAAACUUGUUUUGCAUUUGCUUGGUCAGAAUUUGAUCGCUUGUUUCUUGUAUAUCCAGAGAAGAAAAAAAAAUAAUUGGAAAAAAAAUCAAUAAAAAAAAUGAAAAAUACAAAAACAUUAGAUUAGCAUGUUUGUAGGAUUUAUUAUGUAGUGACUCAGUAUAUAAAGUAUGGUAUGGUGUACAUAGAUGUAGAAUGAUUUACUUUGUACAGACACUGUUUAUAGUAACCUAACUUUAGAUUGUAUGUUUAGCUUCCGAGAAAUUGUGUGAAUAGCAUGAUGUCUUGAUAUCAACAAAGAGGUGUAAAUUUAAAUUUUGCAAUUUUUUUCUGGGUGAGAUAGCAAGAUGCUUAUUGUAUUUUAUUAUAAUAUGUAUCUCGUGUCCAUUUAUACAUUAUGUCAUACAUAGAUACAUGGACUGUACUCUUUGUAGAUAUAUAUAUACAUGUACCUUCCUAUAAAAGCUAUCUUGUCUAUAUUGUAAAUAGAAAUUUGGCUUAAAAUAACCACUAUUUUGACAUCUGAAGCUUACUGUUAGACAGGAAAACUUAUCAAAUUUAUAUACUAUUCGUAGAAUUUGACCAAAAGUGUUACACUGUUCAAAAGUCACAUUCCUGUAGAAAAACAAAUAAAGAAAGAAAAUAUGCCUUUGCUGUGAAAUUCCUAGUUACAAUGUAAAUUUUACCCUUGUGUGGGGAUUCUAUAGUAGGAUUGUUUUUUUGCUAUGCUUUAAGAGAAACAUAAGCAAUAUAUUAGGUCAUUUCAAACAAAAUAAUUGGAUAAAAUUCAUUCUCAGGGUAAUUUCUGUAUUGAUUGUAAGGUACCAUGAUGCCCAUGUGAGAAAUGUAAAUAAUUCUAUGGAAAGUUUUAUCUAAAGAUGAUCACAGUUAAAAUCAUGUACAUUUACUUGGGGUUCUCCAAUGUGUGGAUGUCGAUGACAGGAUGUUAUGAAUUCUGGCGUGUAACAGAUAUUGGUGGAAAAUUUACGACUGACCUUAACAGUAUGUAUUCUGUGUGGUAUAAUCUAUGAACUCCAUAUUUUUAUUUAUGGCAUUAAAAGUAUUGGUUGAUCAACUGGGAUUGCCAAUUUGGAUGACCAAGGUCAUUUUACACAAAACUUAGCGAUUGAUCACAGGGCAUGUUUGUAAGCUUGAUGGUAUUGGUCAUUAUGUACAAUCAGUGGUAAAAAUCAAUUAUAUGAUCCAUGCCUAUGUUUUGUGUAGUCGGGCCUUGAUGGUAUCUCUCUACUGUUUGACCAGAUAAAAACUGUUUGAUCAUCACAAUUUUUCACUCAAUCUAUUGCUGUAAAUAGAGCACAGUGGUUUUUCUACUCUGCACGAUUCCUUGCAUAGGGAAACAAAAAUAUGUACAGAUUCACUCAAAGGAUAUUCUUGAACAUGGGUAACUGUUCUUCAAAAGAAAUAUAUAUAUAUAUAAAAUGCACUGGUGACAUUUAAUUUUACGCACAUUGUAAAUAUACCAAUAUAGUUGUAUAUAACCUUUUCCCUUUUUUUGCUAGUCUAAAUAUAUUUCUAAACUAUAUUUUCUGUAAAUAGUUCACCUGUAACCUAUCAAGCUGUAUAGCAAUACAGAGCAUCUGUUUUCCUUUGAUAAAUAGGGUUUAUCACCCCUUGCAUAAAGAAAAAAAAAGCAUUAGGAAUAAUCAGUGUGUUAUAUGUAUUUGUAUAUAAAAUUUUGGGGAGAUUUUCGUUAUCUUUAAUUAGUUGGUAUAUCCUUAUUUUUGUUAAUGCAAGAGAUGUGGAAAGGUAGCAUGAUGCUGAUUUUUACUGUCGCUUCGUUAUCACAAUAAUUUCAAUUUUGUAAAUAAUACAUGAAUAUAUAAAUAUAUAUUUCCCAAGAUGGCUCAUUUUAGAACCAUCAACAUUUCCUUUUUUUUCUUAUAAUUCUUUUCAAGAUUUAUCAGUAGGGAGAGUGAAUUAGAAAUAGACUAGAUAUUUUUCCCUCUAAAGCUUUGAAAUUUUCCAUAUUGUUGUGUAUAGACAUGAGAUAUCACAUUAGAUAUUUCCAUAUUAAUGGUUUGGAUGUUUCUUUGUAAUUUUUGUGUUUACUGUGAGAGAAGGAUUGUAAUAUUUCACCAUUGUAAUGACUGGAUCGUACAGUGGAUUCUGUACAUAUUCACAGAGGUAUUUAGCAGACCAGAUUAGUAUAGUAGUAGAUGAUGGCUAGCUAGUCAGAUGUAUAGUGUGUAUAGAGAUUUAGUUGUAUGAAUCAACAAAACAAUUGAUUUAUUAUUUAGUGUGAAAUAAUUUUUAUCUUAUAGCAUGUAAAUUAGCACUCUAUUUUUUUUCUGCUGAUAAAGUUUAUGUAUGAUUUUUGUGGUCGUGGAGCUAGGGUUUAUACCUAGACAAUGUGUAGUUAGAUUAUUUAACUUUUAGAUGGUGGAUUUAAUGGUUCCAAUCAGAUUUAAUAUUUUAUAUUGCUUUUGCUGUGCUAGAUAGGUGAAAUCAAGGGGGGUCUUCCACAAAUAGUUAAGUUUGAUUUUAAAAAUAGCAGUUAAAGUCCAAGUUGCAUGUGGUUUCUUAAAACACCUUUCCACACGAGUCAGACCAUGUAUAGUGUACCACAUUCUUAUGGUUGAGAUGAAUUUGAUAUAUUGGUGUUACGGCUUGUGCAUGGCAUUAGGUCAUUCUUAAUUAUUUGUGAAAUAGCCCCCAGGUCAUUGGUUGACAUUGAGUUGGAACUGCGCUUAUUGGUGCAAAGUGAUUUGAUGGGUUUCUUAUAUCAUUCUUGGAAGAGCCUGGGUUAUAUUAACCAAUACAUUUUAAUACCGUUUUAACACCCUUUUCCUUUACUCUUGAUAUUUUACACUACAUUACGGUCUAAAGUGUUAAGCACUUUGGUGUAUAAUGUUAUAAGCUGUGCGCUCUCAACCAAUAUACACAAACGUUUAGUUCACUUAUGAUGCUGGACACGGGGAGUGCUAAGUGAUGAUAAUUCUCAGUGUAAACACUGCCUUGUCGCUGGUGUUAAGUAGUGUUCCCAUGUUACCAUGUAGAGCUUGGUGUAGAACACUGUGAUACUUAGACUUUAAUAGCGUUCCUCAUGUGUAAGAUCAUAAUGUGUAGCACUACACUUUUCUAUACAGUACAAUGUAAACUUCUAUUCAAGACUGCAUACAUACUGUAUGUAGCAUUAAAGCUAUGAUUUAUGGUAUAUUUUAUUAUUGGUUCAACAUUGUAAUAAGUGUAAUUUUUAGCCUUCCAUCUGUAUUUAUAUUAUUUCUUCAUGCAGACUGAAAAAAAUGCCUAAAAGAUGCUACUUUUGUGUAAUUGACAAUCCCAUAUCACACGCAUAUGAAAGAUAUGUAAAUGAUAACAAAAAUCCCAUAUAGAGAUAACUAACAAUAUAAAAAGUGUAAAACGGACAAUAACAAUGAUUUUUGUAUAUUAUCUAGGCCUAGUAAAUACUAUUCCUAAGGAUUUCUUGAUCUGAUUCUGGCUUUAUUUGAUUGAAAACUUGCUGUAGAACAGUGAACAAUUCCUCUCAAUUUCCUAACAUAUUGUUCGAGAUAACCUUGUCUUUAAAUGGCAUUUCUAAGGUGUAAUAUACCCUGUCUGUCUUUGAGUAGCUUUGAUUUUGUUCCCUUAAUUCCUUUGCUAUUAGUAAAGAAAUGGCAAAAAAUAACACAAUCAAUGCUUGGUGUUUUCAGUUCUAAAUCAUUGAGAAAAAAUCUACAUAUAUUCAGAAUUUUAAUGUUUUUUAUAUUAUUUUUUAUUCACAUUCAGAAUUUGAUAUUUUUUUUAUCCUCGUGAGUUAUUCUUUUACACAUACUAUUCAUCACCUUUGAUUUAAAAUGUUACAAGCUUUCUCAAUUUCUUAUUUUGCACAAAUCAUGAAUAUCCUGUCCCAUCCUUGUUUCCAAUAAUUUCUCUUUCUGGGCACCAUCGGUUGAUACCGAGUGUAAAAUUUCAAUAUCUCUGUUCCCAUUUUGUCCAAUGCUAUUUAUUUUGGAGCAGUGUUUUGGUAUUUUUGUAUGUGAUGGUAGAUCAACGUUUGAAGGUCUUUUUGUCAGGUGUAUUUUAGUGUGACAGAGUUAGUAUGCGCAGUGUAGGGGAUUAGUUAGCUAUAAGGGCCACUGUUGUCAAGGAAACGAAAAGAGAAUACGAGAGAACCGAUUAUAUUCCUAUGUUUCCAUCACGUGGCCUUCAUUUGCAUGAUAAGACGUGGCUUAGUCAUGCUCUUAAAAAAAGGAUGAAAAUAUAGCAAAGAACUGAUACAAGUA
This is a messenger RNA of Lytechinus pictus (painted urchin), 11694 nucleotides long. Its product is annotated as probable helicase with zinc finger domain. Gene Ontology annotation, molecular function: metal ion binding; helicase activity; protein binding. Gene Ontology annotation, cellular component: P granule; cytosol. The record is from RefSeq and is a predicted model, not a curated record. The transcript is spliced from 18 exons. The coding region runs from base 453 to 6056 and encodes 1867 amino acids. NCBI's taxonomy places the organism in Eukaryota, Metazoa, Echinodermata, Echinoidea, Temnopleuroida, Toxopneustidae. Gene Ontology annotation, biological process: regulatory ncRNA-mediated post-transcriptional gene silencing.